CAUUCAUUAUAAGGACAAGAAGAACUACUGUUGUUCGCCUGCUAUGCUAACAUCCAACAGAACAUGAUGCUACUCGGCUAAAUGCUUUCGGAUCAAGUCUUCUACUACACACGUGGUUUUGUUGCGUUUAUAACAAUUGUCGGCAGAAGUAAAGCAAGUCGCCAUCUUCCGUAUUCGGUCUUCGCUGCGUUCUCAGAGAAGUUAGUUGGCUAAAGCGUUUUAAUGGAAAUGUCUACAAUCCAGAGUUUAAGACAGUUUAUCAACGAGAGGUUACAAACUGCUGCUGAAGACAUAUUAGGAUGUUUUGAAGCGACUGUCGCAAAGUACGAGGAUGAGAUCGGUCGUCAGCGCAGACUGCUGGAUGUAACUUUGAAACCUGUAGUAAAGCUGCAGAGAAUAGAGCUCCCACAGCGACAUGUCUGUAUCAAGGAAGAGUUUCCUGCUGACCUGCUGGAGAGGAACCCCAGUCCAGACCAAGAGGAGCCAGAACCUCCACAGAUUAAGGAGCAACAGGAGGAGCACUGCAUCGAGCUCCCAGAGCAACAUUUUCUUAAAGAGGAAGAGUUUCCUGCUGACCAGCAGCUCUGGAGCCUUGAGAGGAACCCCAGUCUGGACCAAGAGGAGCCAGAACCUCCACAGAUUAAAGAGGAGGAGGAGCUCUGCACCAGUCUGGAAGUAGAGCAGCUUGUACUGAAGCAGGAGGAUCAAGAUCAUCUUUUGUUGAAUCCUACUUUAAAGGAAAGUGACCACAGUGAACCAGAACCAAGUGACCACCAGCUCCUCUCCCACAGCUCAGCUCAGAGCCAAGAUCUCAAAGGAGGCCAGCAUGGAAACUCAAAAUCAGUUAGUAAUGCAGAGCAGGCAUCAGAAAAGGGACAUCAUGUCAUCACAAGAGCAAAAGAAAGCACAAGUCCCAGUAACCUUGCAUGUAGCACUACCAUGUCAAAGAUUGUGCCGAAUAUCUGCAAGAGUAAAAAGGUUUUCCAGUGUGACACUUGUGGAAAAGUCUUUAAGUGGAAGUCACGAUUAAAUGGACAUCUGAAGGUGCACACAGGUGAGAAACCAUAUCUUUGCAAAACCUGUGGAAAAGGAUUUUGUUCCAAGUCAGCACUAAAAAGACAUUUGAGAGUCCACACAGGGGAGAAACUGCAUUCUUGCGAAAUGUGUGAAAAAAGUUUCACAACUAGAAUGAGUCUGCAGGUCCAUGAGAGAACGCACACGGGCGAGAAACCUUUUUCUUGCAAAACUUGUGAGAGAAGUUUUACAACUAGAAGGAGUCUGCAGGUCCACGAGAGAACACACACGGGCGAGAAACCUUUUUCUUGCAAAACAUGUGGGAAAAGUUUUACAACUAGAAAUAUCUUGAAGAUACACGAGAGAACACACACGGGCGAGAGACCUUUUUCUUGCAAAACUUGUGGGAAAAGUUUUUCAAUUAGAAAUAGCUUGACGAUACAUGAGAUAACACACACAGGCGAGAGACCUUUUUCUUGCAAAACUUGUGGGAGAAGUUUUACGCGUGUAUAUUACCUGCAGGACCACGAGAGAACGCACACGGGCAAGAAACCUUUUUCUUGCAAAACUUGUGGGAAAAGUUUUACAACUAGAAUGAGUCUGCAGGUCCACGAGAGAACACACGGCGAUAAACCUUUUUCCUGCAAAACGUGUGGGAAAAGUUUUACAACUAGAAAUAUCUUGAAGAUACACGAGAGAACACACACGGGCGAGAGACCUUUUUCUUGCAAAACUUGUGGGAAAAGUUUUACAACUAGAAAUAUCUUGAAGAUACACGAGAGAACACACACGGGCGAGAAACCUUUUUCUUGCAAAACGUGUGGGAAAAGUUUUACAACGAGAACUAUCUUGAAGAUACACGAGAGAAAACACACGGGCGAGAGACCUUUUUCUUGCAAAACUUGUGGGAAAAGUUUUUCAAUUAGAAAUAGCUUGAAGAUACACGAGAGAACACACACAGGCGAGAGACCUUUUUCUUGCAAAACUUGUGAGAGAAGUUUUAAUAACAGAAGUAACCUGCACGUUCACGAGAGAACGCACACGGGCGAGAAACCUUUUUCUUGCAAAACUUGUGGGAGAAGUUUUACGCGUGUAAAUUACCUGCAGGACCACGAGAGGACGCACACGGGCGAGAAACCUUUUUCUUGCAAAAGUUGUGAGAGAAGUUUUACAACUAGAAUGAGUCUGCAGGUCCACGAGAGAACACACACGGGCGAGAAAGCUUUUUCUUGUAAAACUUGUGGGGAAAGUUUUACGAGUGUAAAGACCCUUCAGGUCCACAAGAUAACACACACGGGCGAGAAACCUUUUUCUUGCAAAACUUGUGGGAAAAGUUUUACGCGUAUAAAUACCCUACAUAUCCACAAGCGAAUGCACACGGGGGAGAAACCUUUUUCUUGCAAAACUUGUGGGAAAAGUUUUAGUGCGAGAAAUACCCUUAAGAGACACGAGAGAACGCACACGGACGAGAAACCUUAUUCUUGCAAAACUUGUGGGAAAAGUUUUAGUCUUAGAAGUUACCUUCAGGUCCACGAGAGAACGCACACUGGCGAGAAACCUUUUUCUUGCAAAACUUGUGGGAAAAGUUUUACGCUUUUAAAUACCCUGCAGGUCCACGAGAGAAUGCACACGGGCGAGAAACCUUUUUCUUGCAAAACUUGUGGGAUAAGUUUUAGUGCGAGAAAUACCCUUAAGAGACACGAGAGAAAGCACACGGGCGAGAGACCUUUUUCUUGCAAAACUAGUGGGAAAAGUUUUACACCUGGAUGUAGUUUGAAAGUCCACCUGAGAAGCCGUAAAGGUGAGGAGCCGUAUCCCUGUACAACUUGUGGGGAAAGAUUUGUUAGCCAAUCCCUUCUAACAAAACAUAUGAGUACCCACACAUAGCAAAACUGAUAUUUUUGUGAAAUGUUGGAAACAUGUCUGACUUGCCAGUUUAUACGAAGUCCACAGGAGAAUACAUCCAGUUGAGAAGCCACACCAUGGCCACACGAGAGGGAUACGAUUUGCUCAAGCGUUGUGAAAGAAGUUGUUACUUAGUUAUUGAUUCAUUAAUUAGUGAUACAACAGUUAGCGAAAGCGACACUGGAAAUGUUUCCAGUGGACCAAAAAAGUGAUGAACCUAGUUGUAGUUCAAUGCUUUAUGAAGUUCCAUCACCACUGAUGAGGAGCAGACUUCAAUAACUUCACAUAGCAUUGAACUACAGCCAGGUUCAUCACUUACAUCUACACAAGAGAGAUUGUCUACAUUUGCAUUAGCUGCAUCUUUGUAACUGAAUGUGGAAAAUAUCCCAUUGAGGAGACAUCACAAUAUCUUUGAUGCAGUACAUGGUCAACAGCAUUUGCUGAAGUACCCACGUUUCUGUUCUUGAUGUGACUGUCAUUGAUAUUUACAUCUGCAAAGGAAGUGAUGUUUUCACCCAUGUCUCUUUGUUUUUUCAUUUGUCAGCAAUUUAUACCAAAUGGUGCAGGAAGGGGACGGGGGUGAGAGAAAUUGAUUGGGUUAAAGUGGCAGAUCCAUGAUAUUUUAUUAUCACUGAAUGUUGAGAGAUUGUUGUCAAUGUGUCAGGAAAGACUGUGGAUCAAGAUGUAAAAAUCUGACAUAUUUGUGGUACAGAGAUUUAUAAGAACACAGUAUGUGGUGCAGAUUAUCAGAUGACUUCCCUUUUUCUUUUCUCUGUUUAUUACAAAACAAUAAAAUCUCUUGUUAAUGUGUACACAGUCCUAAAUGACUGUUACUGUAAAUGGUUAUUCUUUUGUACUUCGUGUAUUCAAUACUUCAGUGCAUUUGCAUUUUAUUAAAGUUUCUUGAAUUAU
This is a messenger RNA of Hippoglossus stenolepis (Pacific halibut), 3831 nucleotides long. RefSeq names its product zinc finger protein 791-like. Lineage: Eukaryota; Metazoa; Chordata; Actinopteri; Pleuronectiformes; Pleuronectidae. The record is from RefSeq and is a predicted model, not a curated record.